Panicum hallii is the source of this 2843-nucleotide messenger RNA. Its product is annotated as subtilisin-like protease SBT4.9. The record is from RefSeq and is a predicted model, not a curated record. NCBI's taxonomy places the organism in Eukaryota, Viridiplantae, Streptophyta, Magnoliopsida, Poales, Poaceae. Gene Ontology annotation, molecular function: serine-type endopeptidase activity. Bases 554 to 2776 code for a protein of 740 amino acids. Gene Ontology annotation, biological process: proteolysis. The transcript is spliced from 8 exons.
CGUGGACGGACAAGAGCAAGCCUACGUCUUCGAGGACGAGGAGCUAGAGAAGAUGCGUGCCUGGCCGCUGUUCCACCGCGAUCAAGUCGCUCCGUUCUCCGCUCACAAGAAGUACUACCUGGUUGCCUGCCAUGGGAGGCUGCUCAUGGUCUGCAGGAACUUCGGGACGAACCGUGUCCCCGGCGGCGGGUACCACACCGUUGGAUUCAAAGUCUCUGAAGCAAACUACUUUAAGGAGAACCAGCUAUUGCGAUAACUUGCCGAAUUUGACCGUGCCAUUUUCGGCAAAAACUGGGAAUUUAGCCUGGAUAAUGAUCCAACAACGUGUCCUUGAACUCACCGUCGGACUCACACCAAACACCAAACAUGCCGCGGUGCAAGCGAGGUGAAUAAGCAUGCAAGGUCACCAUCCAGUUCAUGGACGUAUCCAGCAAGGAGCCAAGGACACGCACGGCCGGUUCUGUCCGUUUGCAACAGAAAUACCUACCAACCACACGCGUGCUCAUCCGUGAUCCACAAUUCCGUCCCAUAUUAGCUUGGAAACACAGGAUCAAUGGGCACUGUGCUCAGGGGGCUCGCCGUCUCCCUGCUUCUUGCCGUCUUCCUCCUCGGGACCUUGCACGCGUCUGGGGUCAGCAGCGAUGGCGACGAGAAGCAGGUGUACAUCGUGUACAUGGGGCAUCAGCAUGAGCCGUCAGAGUCGGCUGAUGGUUUCUCUGCUGCAGAAGCUGCCCAUCACAAGCUGCUGAACCAGAUCCUCGAUGAUAGCAGCUCUGCUCUGGACAGGAUCGUCUACAGCUACAGGAGGAGCAUCAACGGCUUCGCGGCCCGGCUGACGGAGCAGGAGAGGCAGAAGCUCUCGACCAUGGAGGGCGUGGUCUCCGUCUUCCCGAGCAGGACGUACCAGCUCCAGACCACGAGGUCGUGGGACUUCCUCGGCCUCCCCAGGAACGCGCGCCGGAGCCUGCCCACGGAGGGGGAGGUCAUCGUCGGCAUGCUCGACACCGGUGUGUGGCCCGACUCCCCGUCCUUCUCCGACGACGGCCUCGGCCCGCCGCCGGGCAGGUGGAAGGGCGCCUGCCACAACUUCACCUGCAACAACAAGAUCAUCGGCGCCCGCGCGUAUCGGCAGGGGCGCGCCGGCCUGUCGCCGGUGGACACCGCGGGGCACGGCAGCCACACGGCGUCGACGGUGGCCGGGCGCGUGGUUGAGGGCGUCGGCCUCGCCGGCGUGGCCGCCGGAUCGGCCCGGGGCGGCGUGCCGGCCGCGAGGCUGGCCAUCUACAAGAUAUGCUGGGACGACUUCUGCGCCAGCGAGGACAUGCUGGCGGCGUUCGACGAUGCCAUCGCCGACGGCGUGGACCUGAUAUCCUUCUCCAUCGGCGGGAAGCUCCCGGUGCCGUACUUCGAGGACGCGGCGGCCAUCGGGUCGUUCCACGCCAUGCGGCGCGGGGUGCUCACCUCCGCGUCGGCCGGCAACUCCGCGCUGACCGGCGGGCGCGUCUGCAACGUCGCGCCGUGGAUGCUGUCCGUCGCCGCGAGCAGCACCGACCGCCGGCUCGUCGCCAAGCUGGUCCUCGGGAACGGCAAGACCAUAGUGGGAGCCUCUGUUAACAUCUUCCCCAAGCUUGAGAAAGCUCCACUUGCUCUCCCAGUCAACGGCUCUUGUCAACCGGAGUCCCUUGCCGGACAGUUAUACAGCGGGAAGAUCCUUCUCUGCCCCGGAGGAAGCAACGGCACCGGCCCUCUCCGGGCUGGCGCCGCCGGCACGGUCAUCGUCAACGACGAGCCCGACAUCGCGUUCGUGUUUCCCCUCCCUGAAGUGACAAUCACUCAGGAUCAGUUCACCGAAAUUCUUGCAUACGUCAACAGAACACGUAAUCCUGUGGGCAGCAUCCACAGCACCAAGGCUACCUUCGACUCCGAGGCGCCAACCGUCGCCUCGUUCUCAUCCACGGGGCCAAACUUGAUCAGUCCUGGGAUCCUGAAGCCUGACCUGGCGGCGCCGGGGAUCGACAUCCUGGCGGCGUGGACGCCGCUGACGCCGGUGUCCGGCAACCACAAAGACAACAGGUUCGCGGCGUACAACAUCAUCUCCGGCACCUCCAUGGCGUGCCCGCACGCCACCGCCGCGGCGGCGUACGUCAAGUCCUUCCACCCCGGCUGGUCGCCGGCGAUGAUCAUGUCAGCUCUCAUCACCACAGCCACGCCGAUGGACCCGGGGCGCAACCCGGGCGGCGGCGAGCUCGUCUACGGCGCGGGGCAGCUCAACCCGGCGCGGGCGCGCGACCCGGGCCUCGUCUACGACGCGCGCGAAGACGACUACGUCCGCAUGCUCUGCGCGGAGGGGUACAACUCCACGCAGCUCCGGGCCGUCACCGGCGCCAACGCCGCGGCCUGCCCGGCCGGCGGCGAGAGGAGCGCCGCCGCCGACCUCAACUACCCGACAAUGGCGCACCACGCCGCGCCGGGAAAGAACUUCACCGUCCGCUUCCCGCGCGCCGUCACCAACGUCGGAGCGCCGGGGCGCUCCGUGUACACCGCCAGGAUCGUCGGCUCGGGGCCGCUCAUCACAGUCGCCGUCGCGCCGAGGAGGCUGGCGUUCAGCAGGCUGCUGCAGAAGUUGUCGUUCACCGUGACGGUCUCCGGCGCGCUGCCGGUGGGAAACGAGUUCGUGUCGGCCGCUGUCGUGUGGUCCGACGGUGUGCGUCAGGUUAGAAGUCCGAUUAUUGUGCACACGGUGGAUGUUCCAAAGAGUAACACACUGCCAGAUUGAGGAGAUUGCUCAGGAAACUUCAUUUUGUUGACAAUGUUGCAACAGCUGACAAAUAAUGUUGGGGACA